Guillardia theta CCMP2712 is the source of this 1546-nucleotide messenger RNA. RefSeq lists its product as hypothetical. Gene Ontology annotation, cellular component: mitochondrial small ribosomal subunit. The transcript has 8 exons. NCBI's taxonomy places the organism in Eukaryota, Cryptophyceae, Pyrenomonadales, Geminigeraceae. Bases 17 to 1471 code for a protein of 484 amino acids. The record is from RefSeq and is a predicted model, not a curated record. Gene Ontology annotation, molecular function: structural constituent of ribosome.
GUUUCAGAGGCGCGUGAUGCUACGUUGCAGUCGGCGAUGGCUGUCGGCUGCUCCGCCCUCGCGCGGCCUCUGCCUCCUCCUCCCUCCCUCCUCCUCUCUCUCUCCUACAGGCUCAUCUCUUUCGCGCUCCUCCUCCUUCUACUCUACCUUGGCCCCGCUCCGGGUAACCGUCACCUCUCAUCCCCGCUUGAUGCACGGUGGAGCCCCGAGAUGGUCAGGGUUCCAUGCUCCCUCCUCCCUUGGCAUUCGUGAGAUGUGUUCCAUGCCCAAAGAGACCGAGAAGUCGAGCCUGGGGGUCUCUGGCAUCGACGUGGUGGCGGAUUCGAACCCCUUCAACCAUCAGGUGUCGGACGUCGGCCGAGUCUAUCCUUUCGACAAGAAGGGGAUCCUCAAGGUGAUACCGGAGGGGCUGGCAGGCUAUCUCCACAAGAUCCUGUACGGGAAGCGAAGGAGAAAUCCCCCUCCAGUCCCAGUCCGAGCCUGGUACGACAGGGUUCUCAAGGAGAAGCCCGGCAUCGUGAUCCGCAAGGAGUCGAUGCAGAUCAUCAGCGCCCUCAAGUCCCUGGCCAAGUCCGGCAUCCCCAAGGGCAACCCCCACAUCGUGACUCCUGGAUUCUUGUUGGACGGGGUCCCGGGCAUAGGAAAGAGUGCAAUCAUCAACCACUGUGUGCACUGGGCGAGGGCGAGCAAAGAGUGGAUUGUUGUGUUCAUCCCUGAGGGGUCGCGAUUGGUACGCGGCCUUGGGAAGUUCGAGAGGGGCGGCGAUGACGAUGAGCUUGGGAGCAUCAUCGUUCAACCAGAGUUUGGGAAGGAGAUUCUGCAGCACCUCAUUGCAGCCCACAGACCGAUGCUCGACGAGUUGCCGUUGAAAGAAGACGCAAACGUGAAAUGUUCCGAGGCCAUCGACAAAGCCUUGGCAUCGAAAGUUGCCAGGGAUUCAGUGAAGGCGCUUUUUCAAGUGAUGGAAACUCUGAAGGAGCAAACAAAGUUCCCUGUCCUUGUUGCAGUGGACGAGAUCAAUGCUCUUCAAGGGAUCAGUUUUUACUAUGACCAUAACAUGAAGCAGAUCCCGGCCAAGAAUGUUGUGAUCGCAGAGUUCUUUGGGAGGUUUUUGGAUGCAGGGUACAAGAGAGGGUUGGUGCUUGGUGCUGCCACUCGAACAGGUAUCUUUCAGCACGUUCGCCUGCCGCCUUUCCACAAGAAGCCGAUUCAGGUUCCUGGCAUGACACGAGAUGAGAUCAGAAACAUGCUUACCUUCCAGCAGAAUCAGAAGGAAUUCUUCACUAAGAUAACGGACGAACUUCUUGACUACCUUGUUUUCGUCAGGGAAGGAAGGCCUUACGAAGUAGAGAAAAUGGCUGCUUCCGAGUUAUUUAAUGUCGGGUUGAAGAACCUGCCUAAGAAGAAGCGAGUUGGUAAGUUCUUUGGAGAGUCGCCGGUCACACAGAUCAUCGGAGCAGACGUUGAUUGAAAGCCCAUCGGCUGUCGGGCUGAGCCCACCCUGUUCUCGGGCAUAGUUUACCAGUGAAGUAAAACAGUAUCCUCG